AUUUUUUGUUCGUUUGGUUCAUUUCCUAAUUAUAUUGCGUAUAUAUGAAUAAAAAGAAACAAUAUCCAAAUUUUAUUUCAAUUUUCGAUAGAACAUUUUUGGAAUUUUCGUAGAAGGAUUUAUUGCAUUUGGAAAUGUUGUUCCAGCUAUCGUUUUGACGUAAUUAAAUCGGAGAGUAUACACAAUUUUUCAUUUACGAUAGUUCGACCUGUUUUUUCUUGUAUAAAUACACACAAGAAUGUCGUUGAGUAAGUCCAGCGCGAGUGACGACGCAAACAAAUGCAGCGUUAAGACGGAUGACUCGACGUCAGCUGCGUCGAAAUCUUCAAUUAAUCUGGUCGUUCGUAAUUAUCAAAACUCGGAUGAGAACUUGCGGGCUCUCUUCGACAGCGUCUUGAAUCCGAGCGAAUCGAAUCGACCUUUACAAGUGCCUUUCCGCAUGCGCAAGUUGCCGAAUUCAUUCUUUACUCCGCCCGCUGCCAGCCCGAAGUCCCCAACAGUGUCACACUCGCGAGCCAAUAGUGUUGACUCCGCCUAUGAUUGUGGUUCCCAACCCAAUAUUAACCAGACUUCGGUGGCAUCUUCUCUAUCAGACUUACAGACAAAUUCAGCAACGGCUGUACAAGUGCAACAACAGUCCACAUCGACAAUUAAUACGCAAUCAGCUGCUUCCACUUCGGCUGCACCUCAAGGUGAACCACGUCUACAAAUUUGCCAUUCACGUGCCCACAGUAGCCCAGCAUCUCUGCAACAAACGUACAACAUACAUGGCGGUGGUAAUGUGGCUGAUGAAACACCAUUUUUGCAGCAGCAGGGUGACGUUGCUCGAGCAGGAAACAAUGCAACAAACGCUCCUGGUUUUCCCAGCAAUUUGCUGGGUUACAACGCGGCAACUGCUGCUGUGGCCGCUGCAGCAGGUCUAAACGCCAACAGCAUAUUAGGAUUAUCUGGCGCCGGAGCCACGGGUCCUCUGCAGUCCUAUCACAUGAAGCAGCGUUCGUACGACGUUAUUAGUCCAAUUCAAUUGCAGAAUGAAUUGGGUCCUCUGCCACCUGGAUGGGAACAGGCGAAGACUCAUGAUGGUCAGAUUUAUUACUUGAAUCAUACUACAAAAACGACACAGUGGGAAGACCCAAGGACACAAUUUAAACAACAACAGACUUUGAAUGCCGCUUCCAACACAAGGGCUAUAAAUAAGACCACCGCUGGAGAAAAUAUUUUGACUGCAAAUAAUCUGGGACCAUUGCCCGAAGGAUGGGAACAAGCAUUAACGGAAACUGGGGAAGUUUACUUUAUCAAUCAUAUUGACCGUACAACAUCAUGGAAUGAUCCACGGCUAAGUGACCCGCGAUUUCCAAUUUUAAUUCAAAAAGAAUUAAAACCCAAAACGGAGAUGAGUUGGGUCAACGCAACAGAAAUCGAUAAAGAUUCUGACGUAUUUAAACAGAAAGCAGGACAGAAAUCAUUGAAUAAACAUAACAUCAGUUUACAUAUGGAUCCCUUCUUAUCUGGCGACAACCACGCUCGACAGGAAUCGAGUGACAGUGGCUUGAGCCUUUCAUCAAAUUCAUUUGCCGUCAAUAACGACUUUAUAACUCAUAUGGAUAAUAGUAUGGACUGUAUAAGUGAAAAUGGCAGCAUUAUAGAUAGUUUGGACACGACCUUACAGCUUAAUGAUAAUAUCAUUAUGAUGAACGAUGUGCUCAACUCACCAUCGAAUAAGCCCGAUAACUUGGAAUGGUAUAAAUUAAAUUAAUUUAUUUGUUACGGCCGCGAUCAUAAACAUAUUUAUACAUAUAUGUAUAUAUAUUUAAUAUGUAGCGGAAAAGUGC
Molecule: messenger RNA, 1832 nt
Organism: Musca vetustissima
Lineage: Eukaryota; Metazoa; Arthropoda; Insecta; Diptera; Muscidae
Product: transcriptional coactivator yorkie-like
Exons: 6
Coding region: 239-1756 (505 amino acids)
Biological process (GO): positive regulation of transcription by RNA polymerase II; hippo signaling
Cellular component (GO): cytoplasm; nucleus
Molecular function (GO): transcription coactivator activity; protein binding
Source: RefSeq, a predicted model, not a curated record